This is a messenger RNA of Dipodomys ordii (Ord's kangaroo rat), 4139 nucleotides long. It is a transcript of the gene Arid4a, whose product is annotated as AT rich interactive domain 4A (RBP1-like). Bases 181 to 3867 code for a protein of 1228 amino acids. The record is from RefSeq and is a predicted model, not a curated record. Gene Ontology annotation, molecular function: transcription cis-regulatory region binding. Gene Ontology annotation, biological process: regulation of transcription by RNA polymerase II. Gene Ontology annotation, cellular component: nucleus. The transcript has 22 exons. NCBI's taxonomy places the organism in Eukaryota, Metazoa, Chordata, Mammalia, Rodentia, Heteromyidae.
GGGCGAGUGGGGGAACCCGGCGCAGGAACUACCGCCGCGACCGGGAGUGGUGCUGCCCGGACGGGGGCCCACGGCGAUCGGUGGGGCGGAGGACUUGAGGGCUGACAGCGCACACUUCACCCGCAGUAGCGACUGGGAAGAUAACUCAUUGAGCUGGAACCCCACCGAUCACCAAUAAAAAUGAAGGCGGCGGAUGAGCCGGCCUAUCUCACAGUGGGAACGGAUGUCAGCGCCAAGUACCGAGGUGCCUUCUGUGAGGCAAAGAUUAAAACUGUGAAAAGGCUAGUGAAAGUGAAGGUACUCCUGAAGCAGGAUAAUACAACACAAUUGGUUCAAGAUGACCAAGUAAAGGGUCCUUUAAGAGUCGGAGCGAUUGUUGAAACAAGGACAUCUGAUGGAUCCUUUCAGGAAGCUAUUAUCAGCAAGUUGACAGAUGCUAGUUGGUAUACUGUUGUAUUUGAUGAUGGGGAUGAGAGGACAUUGAGACGCACCUCACUUUGCCUGAAAGGGGAGAGACAUUUUGCCGAGAGUGAGACACUAGACCAGCUUCCAUUAACAAAUCCAGAGCAUUUUGGAACUCCAGUUAUUGCGAAGAAGACAAACAGAGGAAGGAGGUCUUCACUUCCUGUUACUGAAGAUGAAAAGGAAGAGGAGAGUAGUGAAGAUGAAGAUGUAGAUAAGCGCCGUCUUAAUGAUGAAUUAUUAGGAAAAGUUGUAAGUGUGGUAUCUACGACUGAGAGGCCUGAGUGGCAUCCUGCUUUGGUAAUAUCUCCUAGCUGUAAUGAUGAUGUCACAGUGAAAAAGGAUCAAUGUUUAGUUCGAUCAUUUAUUGAUGCUAAAUUUUACUCUGUAGCAAGAAAGGAUAUUAAGGAAGUAGACAUUCUCAAUCUGCCAGAAUCUGAGCUCUCCACCACACCAGGUCUGCAGAAAGCAAGUGUCUUCCUAAAAACUAGAAUUGUUCCUGAUAAUUGGAAAAUGGAUAUAAAUGAAAUCCUUGAGUCUUCCAGUAGUGAUGAUGAAGAUGGCCCAGCUGAAGAAAAUGAUGAAGAGAAGGAAAAGGAAGCCAAAAAGGAAGAAGAGGAAGUGAAGGCAAUGUCCUUGUUUUCAAAGUUGUGUUUUAUAUUUGAAUUAAUUAUAUAUUUGAAUAAACUUUUUAUUUUCUUGUAUUACAAAGGUACUCCAAUCAACAAACCACCAGUUUUGGGCUAUAAAGACCUUAAUCUCUUCAAACUCUUUAGACUGGUUUAUCAUCAAGGUGGAUGCAACAAUAUUGAUAGUGGUGCUGUAUGGAAGCAAAUUUAUAUGGACCUUGGCAUUCCGAUUUUGAAUUCAGCUGCUUCCUACAAUGUAAAAACUGCUUAUAGAAAGUAUCUAUAUGGUUUUGAAGAAUACUGCCGUUCUGCAAAUAUUCAGUUCAGAACUAUUCACCACCAUGAACCAAAAGUAAAAGUGGAGAAAAAAGACAUAGAAGAACCAAUGGAAGAGGCUCUAAAAGUUGAUCAAGAAAUGCCUUUAAUAGAAGUGAAAAGUGAGCCUGAGGAAAAUAUUGAUACAAACAGUGAAAGCGAAAGAGAAGAGACAGAAUUAAAAUCUCCAAGAGGACGAAGGAAGAUUGCUCGAGAUGCAAAUUCUAUUAAGAAAGAAACUGAAGAAGAGAAAACAGAGGACAAAUUAAAAGAUGAUACAGAAAAUAAGGAUCUAGAGGAUGACUAUGAAACUGCAGAGAAAAGAGAAAAUGAACUACUACUGGGGAGAAAAAAUACACCAAAGCAAAAAGAAAAGAAAAUUAAAAAGCAAGAGGAUUCUGAAGGAGACUCAGAUGAAGAGGAAGAGAAGAGCCACGAGAGGGAAGAAUCUGAAAGCAAAUGUGGCUCUGAAGGAGAAGACGACGAUGAGGACGCGGAGCCCUGCCUAACAGGAACCAAAGUGAAAGUCAAAUAUGGACGGGGGAAGACACAGAAAAUUUAUGAAGCCAGCAUUAAAAGCACUGAAAUUGAUGAUGGAGAAAUCUUGUACUUGGUACAUUACUAUGGAUGGAAUGUCAGGUAUGAUGAAUGGGUGAAGGCUGACAGGAUAAUUUGGCCUUUGGACAAAGGUGGACCAAAGAAAAAACAAAAGAAGAAAGCAAAAAAUAAAGAAGAUAGUGAAAAGGACGAAAAGAAGGAUGAAGAGAGGCAGAAAUCCAAACGUGGACGACCUCCUUUAAAAUCUGCCCUUUCAUCAAACAUACCUUACAGUUUAUCUAAGACAACAAACAGUGAAGGAAAAUCAGACUCUUUUUCAUCUGAUAGUGAAACAGAAGACCCUUUAGAAAAGAAUUUGAUAAAUGAAGAACUUUCUCUUGAUAUUAAAGAAGAAAUAGAAAAAAAUGACAGUUUAUGUGAUGACAAACUAGAUGAAGAACAUCCAAAGAUUGUACAUAAUUUAAAGGAAAAUGAUAGGAUUCAAAUGCAGCCCUUGGAAACCAUGAAGUUAGAAGUUGCAGAGAAUGAGCAAAUAGUACAAAUUUUUGGAAACAAAGUAGAACAAGAAGAACUUAAGAAAGAGGCAGAAAAAUCUCCUAAAGGAAAGGGAAGACGAAACAAGGCAAAAGAUCUUCCUUUAGAAAUUAUAAAGAUUUCAUCAUUUAGCCAAGAUGAUGCAGGAAGUGAACCUCACAUAGAAGCACAUAGUCUUGAAUUUUCUUCAUUAGAAAGUAAGAACUUUUCUUCAGCUACAGAAGAUGAAAUUGACCAAUAUGGAAAAGAAAAAAAGUUGAAACGGAAACUCAUAGGAGAGUCAUCACCAGAGAAAAAAAUAAGAAUUGAAAAUGGAACGGAGAUGACAAAUAAUGUAUCUCAAGAAAGGACCAGUGAUUGUCUUGGCUCUGAGGGAGUAAAUAACUUAAACUUUGAACAGCACUUUGAAACCGAAAAUGAAGGAAUGCCAUCAUUAAUAGCAGAGUCAAAUCAGUGCAUCCAAGAACUGACUAGUGAAAAAUUGGAUAGUCCAGCUGAAGAAAUUGUAAAUACUUCACUAAAAGAAGAAGAGGAUGCAAUGCCCCUGAUUGGGCCUGAAACCUUGGUUUGCCAUGAAGUAGACUUGGAUGAUUUAGAUGAAAAGGAUAAGACCAAUAUGGAGGAUGUAGUAGUUGAAAGCUCUGAGUCGAACUCGCUUGUUUCUAUUCCACCCACUUUGCCUCCUGUAGUGCAUAACUUUUCAGUAGCUUCACCUCUUACUCUUAGUCAAGAUGAGUCUCGAAGUGUGAAAAGUGAGAGUGACAUAACAAUUGAGGUUGAUAGCAUUGCUGAAGAAUCUCAGGAAGGCCUUUGUGAGAGGGAAUCAGCAAAUGGGUUUGAAGCCAGCAUUGCCCCUAGCACCUGUAGUAUAAUUGUACAAGAAAGAGAAAGCAGAGAGAAAGGUCAGAAAAGACCAAGUGAUGGACAUAGUGGAUUAAUGGCAAAAAAACAAAAGCGAACUCCAAAGCGAACAAGUGCUGUAACCAAAAAUGAAAAGAAUGGAGCAGGACAAAGCAGUGAUAGUGAAGAUCUUCCUGCUGUAGAUAAUUCUAGUAAAUGUACUCCAAUGAAGCAUAUUACUGUAUCUAAGCCACAGAAACUUGCACGAUCCCCAGCAAGAAUCUCGCCUAACAUCAAAGAUGGAGAAAAAGAAAAACACAGAGAAAAACAUCCAAAUUCAUCCCCUAGGACAUAUAAGUGGAGUUUUCAACUCAGUAAGAAGCUUAUAGAUAAUCUGAAUAUAUAUUGUUGUGUUGAUUCCACAGUGUCUCAUGCUGGAGCCUCCAUGUCAUCAGCUUCAUCAGACACUGGAAUGAGUCCCUCAUCAUCAUCUCCCCCACAAAAUGUACUUGCUGUGGAAUGUAGGUGAUAAACAUUUUACCUGCUUUCUCAGCAGUUUGCUGCCAUGGACAUUAAUUCCCAAACCCUGAAAUACAACCACAGAAAGCACUCAACUGGUUUGACAUUGCUAAGUAUAUCCUGUAUAUUUUCCAGGCUGGAUUGUAUCUCUUCCCUUCUCUCUCUUUUUUUCUUGUUGCAAAAAAUAAGCUGAUAAAUAAUUGAAGGUUAGGCAGCCUGCCAUAUUUGUCAUAAUUUUUUCUUCUUUAUUUUUUCCAUUUUUUGUGAUAUAGAAAAAAAGGG